Messenger RNA from Centrocercus urophasianus (Greater sage-grouse), 1611 nucleotides. RefSeq names its product zinc finger matrin-type protein 1-like. The record is from RefSeq and is a predicted model, not a curated record. Gene Ontology annotation, molecular function: zinc ion binding; nucleic acid binding. The transcript has 7 exons. Lineage: Eukaryota; Metazoa; Chordata; Aves; Galliformes; Phasianidae.
AUGAAGCGGCGCUGGGCUGGGCCGUGGGAGGAGAGCGCUGAGAUGUGCUGGCCCUCAGAGCUCAAUUAUAGCCGGCCCUGGGCCGCAAAGAGGCUCCGAAGGCGGCAGCCCCAAGGGCGAGGUGAGCGGCGGCGGCGGGGUUCGUGAUGUUCAGAUGAAAUAUUAGAUGAGGCAACAAGGCACCACCUGUUCACAGACACUUUCUGUAGGGUUUGCUGUGCGGUGCUGCCGUUUGAAUCCCAAAGGAUGUCACACUAUGAGGGCAGAAAGCAUGCUCAGAAUGUUUAUUUUUAUGUCCAAAGUCAUGGUAGGAAGGAUGAGAGAAUGAGGCAUGACAAAAAGAAAGAAAUAAUGGAUUGUACCAGUUUUCAGAUGGAUGGAACAAGGAUAGUACAGAAUAAGUACUGUAAUAUCUGCAACAUAACUUUGAUUUCCCCAGGUGUUGCAUUGUCUCACCUCCAGGGGAAGAUCCAUGCUAAAAAGCUGAGGCAGUUAGCGGAAAGGAGAGGCCUGAUGGAAGCACAGAGCAUGCAACCUGUUUCUGAAACUGAGGUGCCUUCAUUGUCUCCAAAAGCAAGCUUGGAUCUGAACUACUGCUGGCUCUGCUGUGUUCCUUUCAACAGUCCAUUCUCAGCGCAGGAACAUUAUGUUGGUAAAAAACAUGGAAAAAAUGCAGCACGGAAGAAGAUAAUGGAGGAGCUGGGAAUCCAACCUGUCCCCAGAGAAUCCAGAACAACUGGUUCCUUCUUUUCUGUGAUUGGGCUUGGCCAUUACAUGUGCCCUGUUUGCAAUGUUAUACUUACAACUAUACAUGAGUACCAGUCCCACAUGCAAGGAAAAAAGCACAAGACCAGUUUAUGCAGAGCGACAAAGAUUCGCAGUCUCAGAAAGAGAUCAAAGAAAACUUACUACUCCUUUCAAGCUCAGGAAGCCACAUGUCUUGAGGAAAGAAUGGAUUUGAGAAUAGCAGAAGAGUUUCAAGAUGGAAGCCUUGGUGAGGUUAAGCCUUCAGCCUUUAUCUGUGAACAAGACCAGCAUUCCAGCCUUUUCUCAGAAACCCAGACACCUACAAAUACUGGGAAAAACAGAUCACCACGUUGCUCAUCAGCUGGUGAGCAUGCACAAGAAAAUAGAGCAAAUUGUCAGUAUAAUGCAGCACACUGUGUAGAAGGGCAAGCAUGUGGGGCAGCUGCCACCACAGAUGGCUUUGGUCUGUCAGCUGUAGAAUCUAAAGAGUAUUGCAAACUUGUGCUCGCUGAAACGUUUAGCAUCUCCUACAGAAAAGAGCAGAACCUUCAGGUAGAAUAUACUGAGGAGAAAAAAUACAUCAGCGAAGAGUUGAGGUGUAAGAAAGAAGACUCAAAACUGAAAAGAAAGGAAGAUAGUGAAGGUGCAGAUUUGGAGAAAGAAAGAAAGCAACGAAAGCGAAUUAAACCUGAUGUAGACUUAGUAAAUGAGAAGAAAUCAAGACCUAAUAAAGAUGAAAGGCUUAAAAAAAAACCUGCUAAGAAACAGAGAAAAAAGCGCGUAAAGAAUCAACAGACGUCCCAGAUAGAGAUCAAAACAGAACAUGGGGCAUUUUGGGAGGACUCUGGCUUUAUAUUCUGGUGA